Molecule: messenger RNA, 488 nt
Organism: Amphimedon queenslandica
Lineage: Eukaryota; Metazoa; Porifera; Demospongiae; Haplosclerida; Niphatidae
Product: DNA demethylase ALKBH1-like
Exons: 4
Coding region: 15-461 (148 amino acids)
Biological process (GO): oxidative RNA demethylation
Cellular component (GO): nucleus; cytoplasm
Molecular function (GO): ferrous iron binding; oxidative RNA demethylase activity; broad specificity oxidative DNA demethylase activity
Source: RefSeq, a predicted model, not a curated record
UCUCAACAAGCUUUAUGGAUGAAGAGGUCGAGGUUGAUGCCUUUAAAAAAGAGUUUAAAAGAUUCAAUAGACCAAGCGAGGAUGACAUAAAAGACAUCAUUGAUUUCACUCAACCUGAAAGGUUUAAUGAGAUCCUUACUAUCCAGACAGUAGUUGAUCCUCCUCCAUUAGGAGCUUCAAUCAGUGAUGUACAAUCAUCGUGUAAUGAGUUGGGAUUAACAUUACCAAGUGAAUGGAAAGUUUACAGUCUCAAAACCAUACCUGGACUGAUAUUCAUUACUAAUCCAUUCCUGUGUGGAGGGCAGCACUAUUGGAUGCAAAAGUGUCUAUUACAGUAUCCAUUACUACCCAAUGUCACUAACUUAGACUCACACAUCAGCAGAACAGGAUCAGGACAAAUAUGGCCAAUUGGCAAAUUAAGGACUGAUUUUGAUGAUGCUAAGUUGCUAACAAUUAACUGAUCGGUGCCCAUGGCUAUUGCUCUCAAG